This is a messenger RNA of Paralichthys olivaceus (Japanese flounder), 1509 nucleotides long. The record is from RefSeq and is a predicted model, not a curated record. Lineage: Eukaryota; Metazoa; Chordata; Actinopteri; Pleuronectiformes; Paralichthyidae.
UUGUAUUUAUAUACAUAUAUGUGGGUGUGUGUGUGUUUACAUUUCAUUUCCUGUGAGUUUAAGCGCAGGGGAAAAUUUUCCCCGCAGAUUUAAAUCCCUGCUCACCCGAUGUCUCUCUCCAGGUUUGUGUUUAGAGAAGAGAGUUUUUUACCGACUCAUCUCCGGCCUCCACAGCAGCAUCAACAUCCACCUGUGUGCCGAGCACCUGCUGGACGAGGGCUGGGGCCGCUCAGUCUGGGGCCCGAACGUCCAGGAGUUCCGGCGGCGCUUUGAUAUGGCCGAGACAAAGGGCGAGGGCACACGGCGUCUGAAGAACCUCUACUUCCUGUACCUGAUCGAGCUGCGGGCGCUGUACAAGGUGGCUCCGUACUUUGAGCGUGCCUUCGUCGACCUGUACACUGGAAACACGCAGGAGGACGGAGCCACCAAAGAACUUCUGCUGCAAGUCUUCAACGAGCUCAGAACGUUCCCGAUGCACUUUGACGAGAAGUCCAUGUUUGCUGGAAACAAAAUUGAAGCAAAGACACUGAAGGAAGAAUUCCGCCUCCACUUUAAAAACAUUUCCAGGAUCAUGGACUGUGUCGGCUGCAGCAAAUGUCGUGUGUGGGGGAAACUUCAGACUCAGGGUCUGGGCACAGCCCUGAAGAUCCUCUUCUCGGAGAAGGAGAUCCAGAAGCUUCCUGAACACAGUCCGUCUAAAGGUUUCCAGCUGACUCGCCAGGAGAUCGUGGCUUUGAUCAACGGCUUCUGCAGGUUGUCCACCAGUAUACAGCAGCUGCACGGCUUUCGCCUGCUGUUGGAGAACAGGGAAUAAUAAAGACCAAUCAGACAUCUGGGAGGAAGUGAUGUAACACAGUGAUGCACGAUUGUGAUGAAGACGAUGAUAACGGUGAAGACGAAGACUGGACAGACUAAACUGUGGAAACUGUUGGAGGGAAACCUUUCUCUUCCUCUGCUGACAUUACAUCUUGUCGGAUUGUUAAAGUCGCUGUUCUGUAACUAUGCUGAAAGACUUAGAUGGAUGAAGUUUGUCAAGAUGAAACUGCUGCCUGUUUGUUUUUAUUUUCUCUUCCUCUUUGCUCGCUUCCUGUUGUUUUUGACAUGUUUGUUGCUUGUGAAGCUCUGGACCAGUCUGUGUGUCUCUCUCUGUCAAUAGUCAGAUCUAUGGUUUCCAUGGUAACCCUCAACACUAUUUAAUAUAUUGAAUUAGACGACACGUGAAGAAACAUUUGUUCUCAAACUAUUUAUUUAUUCACACGUUAGUCCCGUGUUCAGAACGUUUUCUGUCAGAACCGAGAGUCCAACAAGCAACAAAGUGGUUAAACACGUCAAGUCUGUGAUGACACCUGUCAAUCAAAGCACAAAUACAACGGCACGGCCGGGAAUUUUAUCAGAUGGAAACUGAAACAUGGAGAAAACACGUCUGAUCGUAGCUCAUUGGUUUGUUUGCUGUGAUGAUAAAGUAAAAAUAGAAAAUGGACCAAAGAAUUAAAAGCUGCCUACAUUUGA